Messenger RNA from Mycetomoellerius zeteki, 2205 nucleotides. It is a transcript of the gene Gdi, whose product is annotated as GDP dissociation inhibitor. Gene Ontology annotation, molecular function: Rab GDP-dissociation inhibitor activity. Bases 397 to 1725 code for a protein of 442 amino acids. Gene Ontology annotation, cellular component: cytoplasm. Gene Ontology annotation, biological process: small GTPase-mediated signal transduction; vesicle-mediated transport; protein transport. The transcript has 5 exons. NCBI's taxonomy places the organism in Eukaryota, Metazoa, Arthropoda, Insecta, Hymenoptera, Formicidae. The record is from RefSeq and is a predicted model, not a curated record.
CCGUCGUCGUCGUCGCUGCCGCCGUCGUCGACACAGCGAAGCGAGCGAAAGAGCUGGUCUUCCUUCCGUUCCGCGCCACGCCGUGUCGUGCCGUGUCGUGCUGUGCCGUGCAGUGUCGUGUCACGUAGCAAUUGCGACGGGCAGCGUUUUUUCGAUCGCGCGACGUCGUGGGACACGCGGCAAGCGAGAGAGAACGAGAGAAAGAGAGAGAGAGAGAGAGAGAGAGAGAGAGAGAGAGAGAGAAGUCCGUGCUGCCGUGACGUGAGGAAGAGAAACGCGAGAGAGAGCUCGCGAGCAGUACACUCGGCGUACUUCAAGUAGCGCGAUAAUUCGCAAGUCUCGGACCACCGCUUUCCUCUUCGACUUCCCUCGGUCCGCUUUUCGCCCGGCGCGAACAUGAAUGAGGAGUACGACGCGAUUGUUCUCGGCACCGGCCUGAAGGAGUGCAUCCUCUCGGGCAUGCUCUCCGUCAGCGGUAAACGGGUGCUGCACAUCGACCGCAACAAGUACUACGGCGGCGAGUCGGCCUCCAUCACGCCCCUCGAGGACCUGUUCAGUAAGUUCAAGGCUCCAUCGCCAGACGAUAGCUAUGGCCGCGGUCGGGAUUGGAAUGUUGACUUGAUACCCAAAUUCUUGAUGGCAAAUGGUCUUCUCGUCAAGCUGCUCAUUCACACGGGAGUGACGCGUUACUUGGAGUUCAAAUCAGUGGAGGGCUCGUAUGUAUACAAGUCGGGCAAGAUCUCAAAGGUACCAAUCGACCAGCAGGAGGCCCUGUCCAGCGAUCUGAUGGGUCUGUUCGAGAAACGGCGGUUCCGCAGCUUCCUCAUGUGGGUGCAAAACAUGCAGGAGGACGAUCCUAAGACGUGGGAUGGCUUUGACCCCUUUAACAACAGUAUGAGCGCACUGUAUAGCAAGUUUAGUCUGGAUAAGAAUACGCAGGACUUUACCGGACACGCGUUAGCAUUAUACAGGGAUGACGAUUAUAUAGGCCAAACUGCGAUAACCACUAUCAGAAGGAUCAAACUAUACAGUGACAGUUUAGCGCGGUACGGAAAAUCACCAUAUCUCUAUCCGAUGUAUGGUCUGGGUGAACUUCCUCAGGGAUUCGCUCGUCUUAGCGCUAUUUAUGGUGGCACAUACAUGCUGGACAAGCCGAUUGACGAAAUCGUCAUCAAGGACGGCAAGGUGGUUGGCGUCCGUUCCGGUGAUGAGGUAGCUCAAUGCAAACAAGUUUUUUGUGAUCCUACAUACGUAUCUGAUCGCGUGAAGAAGGUCGGUCAAGUGAUAAGAUGCAUAUGCUUGAUGGAUCAUCCUAUACCUAGCACAGCUGACGCAUUAUCUACGCAAAUUAUCAUUCCCCAGAAGCAGGUCGGUCGUAAUUCCGACAUAUAUGUGUCUCUCGUGUCGCACACUCAUCAAGUUGCAGCAAAGGGUUGGUUCAUUGCCAUGGUCUCAACCACGGUGGAAACGAAGAAUCCUGAAGCUGAGAUUAAGCCUGGUCUGGACCUGCUCGGUCCGGUCAAGCAGAAAUUUAUUAGCAUCUCCGACUACAUGGUGCCAGUGGACGAUGGUCUCAACAGCCAAAUAUUUAUAUCCACUAGCUAUGAUGCUACCACACACUUUGAGACUACCUGCUUAGACGUGCUCGACAUAUUCAAGCGCGCCACCGGCGAGGAGUUUGACUUUAACAAGGUCAAGCACGAACUCGGCGACGAGGAUCAGUAACCGUAAUCACGGAAUGCGCGCGAGCAUGUACACACGACAUUAUGGGGAAAUCAAAGCGCCCAGUGUAUUUGCGUAUUCGAGUAAAAAGGAAACAUCGCUCGACGAUUGCCGACUGCGUCGGCAUGCGACAGUGUCUCAAAGCAGAUACCAUGGAACAAGUCACGCUGCGAGCAGACCUGUGCCUAAUUAUGUAGAUUCUUUUUGAUAGAGGAUGAAAAACGGAAGCAAAAAAAGUUGACUAAAUUCUCUCUAUCAAAUUUCUUUCUCCGUUUCACUACCUUCCUAAUCUCGUUCUGCUGUUCCUGUGACACAGUCCUAUCCGAAGCGCAUGAAUGUUCCACACUCACACGGAAAAGAAUUCUCGGACUCUAUUUCUACGAUUUCGAACACCGAAUUAUAUAAGGUUAGAUUCAAUUAUAAAUUUAUAUUUUACACGAAACAUGAAUCCAAUCUGCCAAUAUACAUUCGAAAAGAGAAUAA